GAGAAAGAGAAAACACCAGAAAACACUCGAUCAUUCAUUAUUUGCAAUUGCAAGGAUUUUUUCAACCCCCGCCCGUCCCUGAUCGGCUGAUCAACAUCGUGAUGUUAAAUAAGUUGCAUAACUCAUUUGCCGGAAUUUCGUAAAUUUUGAUUGGUGAAAAGUUGACACGAGCGUCUGGAGUCUGACAUUACACAAAACCUAUCCGCCAAUCAGAAUCUGUUAGGGAGGAGUUUCUCGUUAUCACGUUUGAAUAUCAUAUUAUCAGAUGCUAACGAACUCAAUUUUGAAAAAAAACAUCAAAAAUGUAAAAUUUCUAUGAUGAAAUAGAUGAAUAAAUAAAAUUAAUAUACUUCCAUCAAUUCAAAUGUCGCUUUGAAAAUGAAAAAAAGUAAAAACAUGUCCAAAUUGACUUGGUAAGAUCACUAAGAUCGUUGAUUUUCAUGUGUGUGUUGUGAUGUUACUGAUUAUUAAAAGAAUACGUAAUGAAAACGGUUUACUUAGUUUUUUAUUUAUCUAAUUUCAAUAGUACCUAUGACAUUUGUGCGGAAAGAUUUUGCGAAAUAUACAGCACUUCGAACGCAUUUGAAGAAAAUAAAUUCAUACUCUUGAAACAUCAUCCAUUCAAGACCUCGUACUUGGGAAGAAGGAAGGCGUUUUCAAAUUCAAUUGCUCACACUUCUCAAAGUCCUUCAAUUUAAUUAUUUAAAUCAUUAUUAUAAUCAUCAUCUUCUCUCUUACUUAUACUUUACCAGUUCGCUUUUUCUGAAAUCUGAAAUGAAUGAUGUUUCAAAGUGAGAUUGACUGUUAUCUAUUUUGGUAACAAACUACUUUUUCAACAUACAUAGUAUGAGAUUUAAAUUUUGUGAUUACUUCAUUAUUUUCAUUUCGUGCUGAAUUAAACAGUCAUCUACGUCUAUUUUUUUACUUUAUUGAUCAUUUAUACAUUCAAACUAGUUCGAAUUGAAAGGAUGAUGAUAAGCACAAAAAUAAAUAAAGUGCUACUUGCAAUAUGAUUGGCGGAUAGGUUUUGUGUAAUGUCAGACUCCAGACGCUCGUAAAGUAGACUAGAGCAGCGACUCUGGUGAAUAAAACUUACAACUAUUUCCUUAUCAUUCUCCACUUCCUUAUCAACAUGUGUUUUUGAUUGAGCAAAAUUGUGCCAUAAUUGUGCCGAAAUUUCUUCAAAUUUGAAAUCAUCUAGGAAAGUUCUGUUUCAUUCUAUUCAUGACUUUAUUAUCCAAUCGAACAAAAUGUUAUCCGUGAUAACUUUUGUAAAAAAUAAUUUUCAUGCCGGAGCCGAUUUCUAUUCACAAUCUCGUACUGCGCCCGGUCUUGAUGAAGAAGGUAAACCUUGUAGAGCUUGUAACGAUUUUAAAUCGUGGUUCAAAAAUCAAAGCGAAGAAGACCACAAAAAGAAAGAAUGCCCUUUGACGAAGAGCGAACUAGGUAAUAGUACGUGGGGCGUUCUUCAUACCAUGGCCGCGUAUUACCCCGAAAAACCGACUCCUGAUGAUCAGAAAGAUAUGAAAGAAUUUUUCCGAAUUUUUUCGAGAUUUUACCCAUGUUCAACCUGUGCUCGAGAUUUCAGCAGAUUGAUAACGAAAGAACCUCCGAGAACUGAGUCCCAAAACGAAUUGAAACAUUGGUUAUGUUGGGCUCAUAAUCAAGUAAAUAAGAAAUUGGGUAAACCGCGAUUCAAUUGCGCCUUAUUAGACGAACGUUGGAAAACCGGAUGGAAAGAUGGAUCAUGUGAUAUAAAGGGAAAAUAGUCGACUAUAUUGUUACCAAAUUUUGUUAUACGAGUAAGUUAUGAAACUUUACUUGCAUUUUAAUUAAGUAAGUGCUGGUUUUAUUGUUUGUUUAAUUACGAAUAAAUCUUUCAUUUUACGAUUAAUUCGUCGAAUCAUGUACGUUCGAUUUUUUUCUACGUCGAAAAGGAUUUGUAAAUAUGGUAUUUAAAUUUCUAAUUUUAUACGUAGUAAUGAUGACGAAAUUUUAAACUGUGUUCCAUCAGUAUGAGAACUAAUAUUUGUACAAAUCACUGUACAGAUUUACUAAUUGUAAAAAUCAUUCUUUUUUUUUAAAUGUUGUAUUUUAGGUAUCUACGAGUAUUACGUUUCGUUGUUUUAAAUUUGUUAAAAUUGCACUGAAUUAUUGAAAAUAAAUCAUUAUUUAAUUGAUUCA
Messenger RNA from Planococcus citri (citrus mealybug), 2184 nucleotides. Its product is annotated as FAD-linked sulfhydryl oxidase ALR-like. Bases 1251 to 1769 code for a protein of 172 amino acids. Lineage: Eukaryota; Metazoa; Arthropoda; Insecta; Hemiptera; Pseudococcidae. The record is from RefSeq and is a predicted model, not a curated record. Gene Ontology annotation, molecular function: flavin-dependent sulfhydryl oxidase activity; flavin adenine dinucleotide binding. Gene Ontology annotation, cellular component: mitochondrion. The transcript has 4 exons.